Molecule: messenger RNA, 735 nt
Organism: Helobdella robusta
Lineage: Eukaryota; Metazoa; Annelida; Clitellata; Rhynchobdellida; Glossiphoniidae
Exons: 3
Coding region: 1-735 (244 amino acids)
Source: RefSeq, a predicted model, not a curated record
AUGAUCCUACCAUUGCACGUGGCUGCAACCAAGAAUGUGGCACUCAACAAACCAGCGGUCAGCAGUUCAUUCUUGGAUAACUACUUGCAUCCAAUCGCGGCGUUGAUGGUCGAUGGAGAUCCAAAUCCAAAUUAUAUGUUGGGGCACUGCUUCCAUUCGUCUGAUGGUCCAGGCGGGCCAAACUGGGCAGUUGUUGACCUAAUAAAUAAUUACAACGUGGAGUAUGUCAACUUGUAUUCAAGGAACAUGUUGCCCGAACGACUAGAUUAUUUCAUAGUCGGGCUGACGUCAGUGAAUUACUCUGGACCAGGAUUGGACAUCAUCAGAGGGACCUACCCUCUGUGUGGUCAGUAUGGGUACAAGGCGGUCAUCAGUAGCAAGCACACCUUGAAAUGUUACGCCAAUCUCGUUUCGUAUCGUUACGUCAUCGUACAACAACCCGCUAAUGGAGCUGGAUCGCUAACUAUUUGUGAACUGGAGGUCUACCCUCCUGCUAAUCCUUAUUCAAAGUUUUGGAAUCCAUCAUUGAACUGCCGUCUCACUGGACAUGUUUCUUGUGUGAUCGCUGCCUCGAGGUUGGAGUGUUUAAUAAAGUGCCUUCCAGGCGAAUGCGGCUCAUUCAAUUUCAAAGCAGAUGAGUCUAUCUGCGAAUUGAACCAGCACCUCCAGGGCUACAGUCAAACUGAUCUGAUUGUCAGUUCAGGGUGGAGUUUCUACCAGGCCCAGUAUGCGUGA